Lasiodiplodia theobromae is the source of this 1716-nucleotide messenger RNA. RefSeq lists its product as uncharacterized. The record is from RefSeq and is a predicted model, not a curated record. NCBI's taxonomy places the organism in Eukaryota, Fungi, Ascomycota, Dothideomycetes, Botryosphaeriales, Botryosphaeriaceae. Gene Ontology annotation, molecular function: zinc ion binding; DNA binding. The transcript is spliced from 3 exons. The coding region runs from base 1 to 1716 and encodes 571 amino acids. Gene Ontology annotation, biological process: DNA-templated transcription.
AUGGCGGCCAUGAAAGCCGAGCGUCUGCCAAACAUUACUUCGGUACCUCAGCAAACCACCAAAUCAGGCCCGAGUAUUCAUUCCCCGGGACCACGUAAUGGCGAAGGAAAUGGCAAGGAGUACAUGUCGUUUGAACCUGUUGGAAUGCACGAACGCUCCCUCGUGUUCCGGAAGGAGUCAGAAUUAACAGUGAGCGCUGCCGAGAAUUACGUCGACGCUCGCCCGGCAGUCUCGGCCUACGACCACGUAUUAUCGUCCAUCGUUCUGCCCUCGGAGGCCCACGCCGUCUUCAUGUUCAACACAUACAUGAAAAGCGUGGAACACCACCACCGCGUAAUCCACGGUCCGACGUACCCAGCCCCAGGCCACAUUGCCCUGCUGCUGGUCAUCUUCGCCAGCACGGCCUACUCCUGGCGUCUAUCUUCCGAGGAACAGAAUCUCUUCGCCUCAUCUGACGACUGCAUCGAAGCAGCUCGCACCUGGGGCAUCUCCGCCGUGGACAUCCUCGAGCUGUCCCGCCGCGUGACGGUCCGGUCUCUCGAGGAUCUCCAAGCCAUGAUCAUCGGCGCCUCGACCUUCCAGUAUGCCGAAGGAGACUCGCGGCACGCCAGCUUCCUGCACACCUCAGCCCUCGCGCUGGCCCGCAACCUCGGUCUCCACAAGAUCGACUUCCCCGCACGACCUCAAACGCUUUCUUCUCCAGACGCUGCCGUCGAGAACGAAAUCAAACGCAGAAUAUGGUGGCACCUUGCAGCCAGAGACUGGCUCCUCGCCUUCGACUGGGGCCGGCAGGACGGCACAUACAGCAUCCACCCCCGCCACAUGCGCGUCGACUACCCUUUAAACAUCGACGACGACGCCAUCCCCGCCGACGGCAGCGCCAGAACCGCAGACCCACCCUCCUCACUCCUCCCCACCAGCAUGACCUUCCAGCUCCAGCACAUCCGCCUCGCCGACAUCUGCCGCAGCAUCGCCGACCGCCUCCCGCCCUUCUUCCACGGCGGCAGCCCGGCGGUGGACUACGACACCAUCCUGUCCCUGGACGCCGAGCUGCAGUCGUUCCUAGACCAGCUUCCCGCUUUCCUCCGCCUGGAUUAUGCUCCUUCACACCACCCUCCCUCGGCAUCGGCGGGGUCGUGGUCCUGCCAACGCAGCCUCAUCAACGCCGAGGUGCACGCACGCCGCAUCAAACUGCACCACCCCUUCCUCUGGCGCAGCGACGCCGUCUCCCACACCAUCUGCCUCGCCUCUGCCCGCGCUAUCCUAGACGCGGGCAGGCUGCUCGUCUCGGAAGGAAGCCCGCCCUGCGCCGGCAUUAUUCGCGCUGCUAUCUUGUCGCACACGUUCGUUGCGGCUAUCACGCUCGUCCACGAUGCACAGCACGCCGGUGACGCUGCGCAACAGCACGAAGCAGCUAUCGCUGAGGUACGCGGGACGCUGGAGCGGGCGGCGAGAAGGUCGUUGCGGGGGAAGAAGUUUUUGCAUGCGUUUGAGGGGGUGGUGGAGAGGUAUAGGGGGGCUGCGGCUGCGGAUGGCGUCGGGACGGGGGCCGGUGAUGGUGGGAUAGCGGACGCGGCGGCUGUCGGGGUCGGUGUGGGAGGAUACGGUGGGGGUGAGGGGGAGCUGGUGGGUGGUGGGAGUGGCGGUGACUUGGAUGUGGCGUCGUGGCAGGCGCUGUAUGCGGAUCUGGAGUUGUGGGAUCCGGGGUUUGCAUAA